Messenger RNA from Pochonia chlamydosporia 170, 4062 nucleotides. RefSeq names its product nuclear pore complex subunit. Gene Ontology annotation, cellular component: nuclear pore outer ring. Gene Ontology annotation, molecular function: protein binding; structural constituent of nuclear pore. NCBI's taxonomy places the organism in Eukaryota, Fungi, Ascomycota, Sordariomycetes, Hypocreales, Clavicipitaceae. The coding region runs from base 1 to 4062 and encodes 1353 amino acids. The record is from RefSeq and is a predicted model, not a curated record. The transcript is spliced from 4 exons. Gene Ontology annotation, biological process: poly(A)+ mRNA export from nucleus; transcription-dependent tethering of RNA polymerase II gene DNA at nuclear periphery; protein import into nucleus.
AUGUUCAAUCCCUCGGUCGGAGAGGGCGGUCCGGCCACCGCGACAAGAUCUCGCCGUCGUCAGAGGCCCAAGAGCUCUGACAGCCUCGUUCAGCAACCAAAGGCUAAGCGCCAACGCCUGCCUCUCACCGAGCAAACUUUUGUCAACCCCGAUGUACAACCAGAAAUGGUCGAGGCCGCCAAGGCAGAUAAGAUCGCGUCCUUGGACCCUAAGCAGGAUUCCCCUUCAGAGAAUUUUCAUCCAACGCCUCGUAAAGAAUUGAACGUGCGAGCAAAAAAAUCAAAACAUGGAGAUCGUGCCGCCAAUAAGGGCGAUGGUAGUCUCGUACUGACGAGCACGAGCGCAUUCACCGUUUCGAAAUUACCUGCCUUGCCAGACAGAAUACGGUCCGACUGGUCAGGCAGCCAACAGGCCGAUAUAUUCUCCAACCCUGGAUACGCUCUGAGCCUGACAGCAGCACAUGCCAUCGUUUGGGCUUACAACUCGACUUCACAAUCUCCCGAAACCUUCACAUUCACCCUGCCGUCUGCAUCAAAACCAAGCGAUCCGCUACCCGUAGGAUGUCUUGUCUCACCCUCGGCGUCAUCCACAGAACCAGGUCUUGUCGUUGUCAUGUCUGGGAGUGGCAAAGUCGUCUUUUGGGAAUCGAUAUCCAGCGCUGCCACUUUUGCCUUCAUCAAGAAGGACCGCUCUGGAGUCGAACAUGUGAUUUCUGGAAUGUCUUCAGGGGAAAAGGUCGUUGGCAUUACCAAUGCUGAAUCUGCAGGUUUUGUGUUGACCUUUAACACGGGAAGACUGGCGUACAUGAGCGUUCGAGACAGCCACGGACGGCCAGCGAUCUCGGUACAAUUCCUAAGAACAAAUCUUUCACCGACUUCUGGAGGUAUCUUUGGAAGCAUUCGUCACGCAUUUUCCCAUUUGUCUCUUCGAGGCGACAUCGCCGCGGUCAGAGCCGACAGAUCGUCGCGCGUUGGAGAACGAAAUAUUGUCGCGUUAACUAGCAAAGGUAAACUGCAAGCUUGGAGAAUUCAUCGAGGCGGCCAUAAUGAACCAAUUGGCGAAGCGGACAUGCGGGAUCGACUGGUAUCCGCGCUUCAGGAAAACGACCCCUUCAGCAAAGAUUUCCCGGCCGAAUCUUUCGAAGCCUUGGACUGUACCUAUGUUCCCAAGGGUCUCGAGUCCAAAUAUUUGGAGCUCAGCAGAUUAAGCGAUGCAAUGGCAACCGAUAACCCUUUGGUACAACACCUAUUGCUGCUGGUGUGUCUGACUCGACGAAGUGUCUCCAGGUAUGCACUGGUGGAGGUGAUUUUGACCCCCAAGGACUGCCAGGUGGGAAUGAUACGUCCAAUUACCUCGUAUUCAACCGCCAUCACCGCCUCGGAUCCGAAUCAAACCAUCAGACCCCGUGUGUACCUGCCUCGACCUGCUCUGGUAGCCUUUGCUGUUUUCGACCGCGCUGCCGUAAUUGCGUCCGUCGCCAUUUCCCCCGAAUCGCCAGACUCACAAUUACAAUCGGACAAUCACAUCCUGACGCCUUCCUUUGAGGACGUGGUUGACUUUCGGGAAGAUAACAUCCACGAAAUUGUUGGGUCAGGCUUUGAAGAACUAGCGCCGUCCUCUGGCCAUGAAGAGAGCCGCACCAUGCGUACCAAGAUCAAAAAUCCUGCUGUGGUGCUGAUGGUGCGCGGCGCUGGCGUUGUACGCAUUGUCACGACUGAUGUAGACAAGUUUGCGAGCGAACAACCCCCCAAAGUAUCAGCUAAAAGCAAGUUAGAGCAAGCCGUGUUCUUUGGAGCCAAGAAGGACACUCCCCUCAACUUUGACAAGCGACAGGAUAUCAAGUUUACCAAUGAGCAGAUGUGCGAGGCCGCCCUUCAAGUUAGCCAUGAGAUUCUCAGCUCCACCACCACGUAUAUAUCAACACUUCCAGCAUCUGUAGAGGACAAUCUUUUGGCCCGUUCCAAUGCCCUGCAGAGACUCAUGCAAUACCUCAAUACUAUUGGCGCUGACCUAGAUCGCAAGACGCGGUGGAAUCUGCUUUUUAAUGCAGAAAAGAUGCAGGUUGCCGCCAUGCUGUGGAAACGCCACGAGGUCUUUACUGCCGCUCGACCGGCCGAAGACAAGAAGAGCAUCAUUGGGUGGAUCGUCGAAUUCAUUCACCAGGACCACAAGAGUAACCCCAUCGCCAGCAUUGGAGAGGUCGAUCGUGUGCGCCAUUGGUUUGUCAAUGACGUUUUCCGACUUGAACUAUUCGUUGCUUUUGCAUAUCAAGUUAUCAAAGCCCUCUACACCGAGAAGCUGCUGGAUGACAUCAAGCUCAAUGUUCUACUUCGCGAAGCUGUGGAAAUCAACAUUACCGCACAGGCCGGGGCACACGAGUUUCGCAAGAGAAAUCUCUCCUUUUACGGACUUGGAAAGGAGCAACUGCGCAUGGGCAUCCUGCGAGAUGGCUACAAAGGAUUACCGGAACCUUGGACCGGCUGCGUACACGUGGCGACUGGUAUUAGGCGACUCUCAGAAUUGUGUGAGCAAUGGCUCAGGAAGCAUGAGCACUUACGAGAUGGCCCAAGCGAGCCCAACAUGCCGGACCCUGUCAUUGUGGGCAAGAUUUUUGACGAAUUGCCACUGUUGACAGACACGAUGCUCACGUCUGUCUUAGAGUGUGCGAGGUGGGGAAUGGUCAACUCUACCGCCAGAGCAACGGUUGAAGACUUUGCCAAGGCAUACGACACCUACAGAAAUGAUAGGCCAAUUGCCCUUGGCCGAGCCGGCAAAUGGGACCAGGCUGCAGCGAUUGCUGACAAGCACGGGUGUCUCAACGCCUUAGCCGUGAUCCUGCUUGAGCACAUGGAAGUUUUGGAGGGCAGCUUGGAAGACACAUCGCUAUCUGCUGCAGAAACCCAGAGCCUGAAGAACCUGAAGCAAGCCAAGAAGACUGAGCUGGAGGAUAGCUUUGCCAGGUACGGCGAGCCUUUUGCCUUCCCCGUCUACGAGUACCUGCUUGACAAGCAUGGCGUCGAAUCGGUCUUGGAGUUCGAUCUCGACACCCUUGGCUUCAAAACGAAAUUCCUCCGGAGCCGGCCGGAACUUGCUCGAAUUUCCUGGAUCAACGAUGUUCAACAAGAAAAGGACGUCGAUCACGCUGCCAGUACCCUGGUUGACCUAGCUCUCCAAAAUGAAGACCAAGUGUGGAAGAAGAAGAUUGAGCUCAGUCUCGGUAAACUCGCACUCUUGGCUGAAGCCGAGGCCGAGUCUAAGGAGCCUAGCUCAUUCACAGUCAAGUCUGACGAUGCGCGUCGCGACGAGCGCCUCCGCCGAGUUGACAAUGAGCUUAUUGUUGUACGAAUCCAGGAUCAGCUCUACAGCCAAAUCGCUCCGUGCACUCGAACCGCCGUCGAUAAAGCUGCCGCCCUAUCAUUUGCUAUCGAUGGCCAUAGCACCAACAUCCCUCGACGACAAAAGGCACUUCUUCAAUUGUUCUCCGAUGGAAUGGAGAAGCUCCUCGACCACCAAGCACUCCACCCCAUGUAUCUCAUUGACAUGCUGACCCUCGUAUCUCUGAAACCUGAGGCUAGGGAUGAGAUUGCGGAUCCGUUUUGGUUGGCCCUCAAAGUUGCGAAUAACAGUUGCCACUCUGACGAAAUCAAACAAGCCAAGAGACUUAUCUGGAGGAGGCUCUUCAUCCGAGACGACUGGGCUAAAAUCAAUGACACUCAACUCAAGGACGAUCGAGAGGUUGUUGAGCGACUUGCUGAGACGGAAUUGUUUGCUAUGCUAACGGACUGCAUCCGGUACCAGGACCCUCGCGAUCCCUUCCGGCCAAUGCAGCCCCAAGAAGCCCUGGGUGCCUUUACGGAUCAUUUAGACCGCCGUUUCCAGGGAUUCGCCGACAACGAGCAGUCCAAAUUGAUCGAUGCCAUGAAUUGGGAGGAUAAGCUUCUCAAUCAGUACAUGGAAAAGAACCGUCUUGCAGACUGGGUUCGAGCAACAUUCGAAGCCGCUCAGAUUGAGGUUGCCAACGCAGCCGACGAAGUCACACGGACUGGCGCUUCUGUCGAGUAG